GGUAUAACAUGUCCAUAAUUUUUGGUGAACUGAUUUAGAAAUCAGACUUUACCUUAACAGGACAGGGUUAGUUUCAGUUUCAGAAAUUCAAGAAUUGAAUUUGACUUCUAGGCUAGGACUGAGAAAAUGUAGCUCUACAGUAGCGUAGGCUAUAAUUUGAAGGCGAAUUGGGAGGACUUUAACAAAUUGGGCCCGUGGCCACACAGGAAUAAAGGAAGGACACUUUUGAGUACGAGAGAGGGAGGUGCUGCGGUUGCGAAGUCAUAGCGUAAAUCGGAAAUGCGGUAUGGUCGAGGUGAAAAUGGAGCACCACGAAGAGGAACACUAAUUGAAAGUUAAGGCAACAGUAUCAACAUGAAAAAUAGGUCAUAACCCUCCCAUGCUGUACAAUAAAUCCCAGACAGAGAGUAGUAGAGCAUGGACCAGGCCUUUCCCAGCCUCCAGACCCCAGUCACUGGUCCGUUUGAACCCAACCCAGGAGAGCUCCAGCUCAGGGUGGACUUCUUCAGAAAGUUGGGCUACUCCCCCAURGAGGUUCGGGCCGCCCUGCUUAAGCUAGGCCUGAGUACUGACACCAACUCUGUACUGGGGGAGCUGGUCCGCAGUGAAGCCAGCACUAGUACUUCUAACUCAACCAUCCCUGAGAGUGGUGACAAUACUACUGGCCCCACAAGCCACACAGGCUCCAGCAUGGCCUCCUCUAGGACCCAUGGCCCCCAGAGAGACAGACCAGUCCCAUCACUGGAAGACAGGAAGGACACAGACAGUGGACUGAAACCUAUCGUUAUUGACGGCAGCAAUGUGGCCAUGAGUCAUGGUAACAAACAAGUGUUCUCCUGUAGGGGAAUUGAGUUGGCAGUGAUCUAUUUCCUGGAUAGAGGUCACUCAACCGUCAUUGUGUUUGUACCGUCAUGGCGCAAGGAGCAGCCCAGGCCUGAUGUCCCCAUCACAGACCAACACAUUCUAAUGGAGCUGGAGAAGAAGAAGAUAGUGGUCUUCACUCCCUCGAGACGCGUCGGUGGUAAAAGGGUGGUCUGCUACGACGACCGUUUUAUUGUGAAGCAUGCCUACGAGUCGRACGGCGUGAUCGUGUCCAACGACACCUAUAGGGACCUGCAGGGAGAGCGUCCGGAGUGGAAGCGCUGUAUCGAGGAGAGGCUGCUUAUGUACUCUUUCGUCAAUGACAAAUUCAUGCCCCCAGAUGACCCGCUUGGCCGUCAUGGUCCCAGUCUGGAGAACUUCCUGAGGAAGAAGCCUCUGCUGCCGGAACACAAGCGCCAACUCUGUCCUUAUGGUAAAAAGUGCACCUACGGUGUAAAGUGUAAGUUCUACCACCCUGAGCGCACUCACCAAUCCCACUCCUCGUUGGCUGACGAGCUAAGGGAGAAGGCAAGGCUCUCCUCGGCAAAAGAGGACCGGAAUCCCAUGAUGUCACACCUGAGGGGCCACCAGUCCGACCCGGGAUCCUUUCCCUCCUAUUCUCUGGAGAAUGACCUGGAGCACAGGCUGACGUUAGAGCCCCGCCGUUCCCUGAGGGAGGGUCCCAAGAGCCAGGUAACUGAGAACACGUUGCUAUACUGGGAUGGGUUGCGCUCCAGUAGGAACCAGCAGGCCCGCAGCCCCACAGCAGUAGGCCAAGGACAGAUGGACUGGCCCAGUAUGCUCUCCCCAUCCACUACUACUGACCUCCCCUAUGCCAGCAUCUCCCAUGAGUGCCUGGACUCUGGUUUUGGCUCCUAUGAGAGCCAGAGCCAGUACUCGGAUGUGUCCCAAGGACACAGCAAGGCCUUCAGGCCCAGGCAGCAGCAACAGCAGGGCUUCCCCUCUGGUUCCAGACAUCCAGGCAUGCAUCCAGAGAGUCUGGCCCAGGACAGCCCCCAGCCCUGCAGGUGUUUCCAUUUGGCUCCAUCCUCGGGUCCCCAGCAGCAGCACCACAGCAACCCACACCUCGAUUCCCACUCCCAAUCCCAGCCGAGGUAUGACACCUACUCGCCUCCUCUGUUCCCACCCAACAUGCACCACUACAGCCUCCCCUGCAACUUCCAGCAAGAUGGGGUGGGGGCACACCAUUUCCACCCCCAUCAGCACCCCCAGAAGUACUGGUCAGACCCCUUCCAUGGCGGGGUCCCCCAGGCUAGGGCGUCCUGUAGCCUCCCCCCCGGCCCCCACCUCCAUCAGCCCCCUACCCCGCAUGGAGCCCCCCACUCAUCUUACAGGGAUCAGCAGGAACACGACUCCUGGGCCCAGCCACCUCCACCUUCUGCCUUUGACACAGAGAGAGAGGAGCUCCGUAAGAAACUGCAGGCCAUCUUCAACCCCCACCAGGUGGAUACGGUCAUGGGAAUGUUCCCUCACAUGAUGGAUGCCCAGAAGCUGGCUGCAGAGAUCCUCAACCUCAAAUCUCAGAGAGGUGCCUUCUGAUGCCUCUAAGCAUCUUGUCUAAGGAGUUGAUUCAGGGUUGAGAUAAGCUUGCACAACUCUAACUUCCACGUAAAUCAUUCAUUGAUGUCAAUGGGAUACUUGGGUGAAAAUGUGCCUUGGGUAAUUCUCUUGUGCUUUUCCUUUMAUUUACUCUAACGGUUUGAACCGUUUGAAUGUGAGAGGGCAACAUUUUUGUUGUCAAUGUUGUCCUUCCUUCGCGGUCAUGUGCUUGCAUAGCUUAUGUGAAAUCCUUGACAGGUAGUGUGUUCACCGUUUGGGAGAAGUGUGGAGAAUCGGGAUGAAUCCCCUGUCGUGUUUAACUGGAUUAUUUGCGAUUUUUGACUUAUUGAAGUUGUAUAUUAUAACAGUGUCGUCAAAUCUUGCCUCUAGACUCAGUACCACGGCAAACGUGAAUCUAGAGUGUUUGACUGUUGAUGCAUAUUGUAUCAUCAUUUGGGAUAUGCGGUAUGUGAUCUCUCGUUUGUCUGAAAUUCAGCUCUCAUGCAAUAAGAAAUAAUUGUCUAACAUAAUGUUCUUGUCUAAAAUGCCACAUUUUUUACUAUGUUUUUUAAAAUAUUGUGGUUUUGAUGGCCAUAGUGUAUUUCCUGUCUCAUAGACAAAUAUUCGGUAUUCCAUCUCUUUAUGCAGUGUGGAAUGCAAUGGUAUAAAGCUACGCCCAAAGAGCCCCAAACACUAUACAGUAUCCUUUUAACCAAGAGUAUAUGUGGAAGAAGCUGCCAAAGAACUCAAUGUUGGAGAAGCACUUUUUGUCAUUGAUCCAAAUGUUCUAAUUCCCUCAUAGACCAGAAUGUGACGUUUUCAGCAAGAUUAAUGUAUAAAAAUAUGUGUACUGUAAUAUGUACUGUAUGGCUUSUGAGGGUCUCUUGUAUCACCAAAGACUGGGUAAAUCCAAUAGAUAUUUUAAAGUAACUGUYCAGUGUUUCCYGAUUUCUAUGAAAUAUGACCUAUAAUUAAUUACAAUACAGUAUGAGUGAAAUAGUUUUCCAUCCCAAAUGUUUUAAGUAUGUUUAAAAAGCAGCUUUUCUGUGUUGGAAGGGUGUGGGUGUACAUCGUUUUUUAAAAAUAUAUAUUCAUGCGAAUAGACUGCUGAUUGGCCAGCUCAAGCUCUUCAGGAGGAUGACAUCAUCCUCUGAGGAAAUAUUUUAUAAAAUGCUUGCUGUUUGUUUGAGUUUAAGGGUCUUUUUUUUGGAAUGGUUUCUCCAAUUAAUGCUUUGGCCACAUACAAGUAUAAUAUGAGUCAUCAACAUUAUUUGGGUAUGCGUUAACAGAAUAACUUUUUUUUUUUAAGUGAGAUUUUCACUGGACAAUUACUUUAACUAUGUUUCUAUGAUAGUUGCUGGCUAUCCACUUUGUAGAUUUUUAAGUGCCUAAACAUGUCAAAUGUAUAAUUCAAUUAUCAUGGACAUUUGGAGUAGUUCUUGGUCUAAACAAAUUGUUAAACUUUUUAUUUUAUUUUAAAACUUUGUGUUUAACAGUACGGUAAGUACUAGCUAGGUAUUUAAAGUCAGAAUGUUGUUAUUAUUAUGCUAUCUCAUGGUACCACCAGCUUCAAAUCAGGUUAUUAGUAUUAAUACAGUCAUAACUACAAGGUACUUGAAAUAAUUAACAGGUAAAACUAGGCAUUUUAUUUCUCAGCAAUUAUUAUAUAUUUUUAGAGUAGGCCACUUUGUUUCUUCAGACUACAAAUAGCUACUAUACCAAAUAGUUCAAUUUGUUGCCAAGUAUUUACCAGUACCUAGUACUUAUCUGUAAUAAAGGGUUACGCACUCAUUUUCUAUUCAUUUAUAUAGCGCUUAACCACUGCCUUUGAAUGUUGGGAAAUCAUGUUACACUAAAAUGAGAGGUUUGAAAUA
This is a messenger RNA of Salvelinus sp. IW2-2015, 4295 nucleotides long. RefSeq names its product ribonuclease ZC3H12A-like. Gene Ontology annotation, cellular component: cytoplasmic ribonucleoprotein granule; nucleus. Gene Ontology annotation, molecular function: mRNA binding; metal ion binding; RNA endonuclease activity. Gene Ontology annotation, biological process: 3'-UTR-mediated mRNA destabilization. The record is from RefSeq and is a predicted model, not a curated record. NCBI's taxonomy places the organism in Eukaryota, Metazoa, Chordata, Actinopteri, Salmoniformes, Salmonidae.